Dothidotthia symphoricarpi CBS 119687 is the source of this 5081-nucleotide messenger RNA. RefSeq lists its product as uncharacterized. The record is from RefSeq and is a predicted model, not a curated record. Bases 251 to 4669 code for a protein of 1472 amino acids. NCBI's taxonomy places the organism in Eukaryota, Fungi, Ascomycota, Dothideomycetes, Pleosporales, Dothidotthiaceae. The transcript has 2 exons.
GCUAUUACUACUACUACUUCUCCUAUAACACCUACACUGCUGCUACCACGACCACUUCCUACUGCACCCACUCGCCGCUUAUCGCCGUGGCUAGGGUGCGCCGUUGACAUCACGGCGUGUUGGUGUGUGUUCUGUUAGCGCGCGACAUUGUCGACCGGGGCUCGAUUUUCCAUCGCAUUACACAUCCACGGCCUCCCGGACUUGUUCAGCCACGGCCAUGCAGGCGCAUUAAUCUCUAAUCCCCCUCACUAUGUUUGGCAAACGAAGACGCGCAGCGUCGAAUCCACCCCUACCGCGGGUGUCGCCCGCCCCGAACGCAUCCGCCUCGGUCGCCGCAACAAAGGCCUUUCUCAGCAGCCAGCAAUCCAAUGGCGCCCUCUCUUCCGCCGCCGCCGCCGCCGCCCUCCGUUCGCACACGCCGACGCCGACGCCCGUAGGCGACACCGUCACCAAGCGCAUGAUGCGCCGCGGGUCCAUGUCGUCCAACGGCAGCGCCAUGCCACAGCGCGGGGGGCUGGAGCGGCGCGGCAGCUCUGGCUCCAUGACGGAGCGGUCUUUUCGCGCCGGCAACCCCGCCGAGCCUGUUCCCCCUGUGCCCUCGGUGCCGAGCAACCUCAGGGGCGGCGGCACGCUGCAUCGCCGGUCGUCCAGCCACGAGCCGGUGUAUCGAGUGGCGUCUCCCGGGCCGCGCGGUGGAGGGCGCGGUAUGAGCCUGGACCGCGGCGCUGGGGACCUGGGGGGACGUGGACAGCAGCGACCCGCGAGCCACCUCAUGCAGGUUGUCGAGGACGACCAGGACGACGCUUCGCCCUCGGUCAACUUCUCGCGGCCCAUGUCGCCGGGCGCGAAGCCGUCGCCACCCAUGAGCCACGGCUGGUUUGCGGCGCCCGUCGUCGACCAGGGCGCGGUGCAGCGCGUGGCCUCUCCGGCGUCGCAAAGACGCCCGCACACAUCGUCGGGCCUGACGGGCUACCAGGCCCACGAGACGCAGCACGCCAUCCAGAGUGCGGCAAACGCCCCCGUCAAGACGCACCGCACGGCCUACAGCGUCGAGAGCGCCCGGCUUGCGGGUGGCAGCAUGCGGGCACAGCCCAAGGGGACAGCAGUGCAGUCCAGGUCAUUUCUGCCGCCCGCGACGAGACAGGCCCCGCGCAUCGUCGACCCAAAGUCGCCCAACGCCGUCUACGACCCGGACACGCGGAGCUUCAUCCACAAGCAGGACGCCAUGGCCCGCCACCGCGAGCUGCACAACGAGCCCGAGCAGCCCGCCCAGCACUACGUCGCACACCACAUCGACAGCCUGCGCCCGCACCCCGUCGCCCAGUCAGGCACCAGCAGCCGCCGCAGCCCGGGCCCCCUCCGCCCAGCCGUGGAGCGACCGUCCACGCCCCCGUCGUCGGCCUCGUACGUCGCCCAGCUCACGGGGAGACCGCAGCAGUCGGCGCGUUUUGCUGGCGCUGGCGCUGACACGGACGCUGACAGCCCUCGCACCGUGUCGACUGGCCCGAGUCGCAGAUCAGAGGACGCUCCCGUCACCCCUGCCCGCAGCACGGCAGCCAGUCAGGACCAUGCAAGCACCCGCUCGGCCAACGACAGCCACCUGAGCCCGCCCCGCACCGCCCACUUCGCCUCUGUCGCGGUCGAGCUGGGAGCCGAGAUGCACCAGCCACUCCCGCGCUCCUCGUCUCCAUCCAAACCUGCCUUGAAGCACUCGCCGUCUGUUUCGUCUCGCCCCCGCUCUCCUGCUGCGUCGAGUGGGCGCCUCCUCGGCAGCCAAGCUGCAAGCGAAACCUCGGAUACAAUGUCAGAGGAUGGCUUCAGGAGGAAGAAGAAGAACAUUCGGGUCAGCUUCGACGAGACACCUGUCGUGAAUUCAUACACCGAGCCCGAAACACCUCUUACCCCGCCGACUUUAGUGUCCCAGAGCCGAGACGAGUUUGGAGACUUCAUGCAGCCGCGGCCAGCUCUACCCUCAUUUGGCAGCGUUCGGGACAAGGAGCCUCGACGCGACCAGGAUGACGUGCCGCAAAAGGUCACCGAAACCGUUUCCACCCCCAUGUCAGCUUCUGUGAGCUCAGUUGGAGACCCACUGGCUGCCUCCACCGACUCUGCACUAGCCGGCAUCAUGGCUCGAUACCAUGCACAGAGACAAGUCGACGCCUCCACGAGAUCCGAAUCCCUCGCACCUGGCGUCACGCCAAACGAGGGCAGUGGCUACGCCUCGGACUCCAGCACCUACUCGCAAGCAACCGACAAAAGUGUCGGCAUUCAGAAGCACGGCGGCUCGUUGGAGUCAUCGCAACAUUCUGGCGCCGUCGGGCUUGAAUCAUCGAUCAAGCCAACUGUGCGGGACACCGCUGCGCCUGCGUUGCCCACAAGUCGCAGUUCAGAAAACAAUGCGGAUGUGCCAGCCAUUGCCCUUCUGCCAGCAACGCCACGCGCAUACGACAUCCCCGAACCGAAAUAUCAAGACGUAACGACGCCCGGAGACUUGAAUGAUGAUAACCGCAAAAGCCAAAACAAGCAGACAGAUUACGCCCCGAUGGCUUUCAAGGAUGUGUCUGUCGAGCCGGAGCAGCAGACGGGGAUAUAUUCCCAACAAGCUGACAACACCGACGACGAUAGUAGUGUUUACAGCGAUGCUUACGAGGACCUCACAGACGCGGAGGGUGGUUUUGCUAGCAUCGAUGCAGUUGCCAACAGCCCUGUCAUCUCUCCAUCUUCUGGCCUGCUGUCCUCAAGGAGUGCUGAAAGUCCCUCGAAGCUUCGACAAGGAACCACUGCAGAGGGCCACGAUUAUGCCGACGUAACUCCCAUGCAGGGUUGGGAUGCUGCCAGACAACAUUGGAGUGGUCUCAACCAGGCCCGACAGCAGUCGCCGCUUGACGAGUCUGCUGUAGGAGAACAGUCACAAGCUGCAGCCGAGGCUUCUCGCGCCCUGCAAGCUUCCACCGACCAGCAGGAAACACAUGUACAGCAUCAGGCCAUGCCUGAGGCAGCUCCUAGAACUUCCACGUCUUCGCAGGUCUCCCCAUCGCCAAGCAAGCCUCUCAAGUCAGCCUUGAAGAAGAAUCUUACCCCUCAAUCAGCACCUCCAGCUCAACCUCAGAUGAGGAAUACAAUGAGAGGCGCAGCGCCCAACCAACGACUCUCAUCCGGACCCCAGAUGAAAAAGACUAUGCGUGCCGGCACGGUUAUCAACCCAACCUCACAACCCGAACACCAGAUGCGCAAGAGUAUGCGUACAGCUGACUCAACCCCCACGCCUGCUGUAGGUCUGGCUGCAUCGCGCUACAGUACAUUACCCACAGAGAAGGCAGAGCCUCGUGGAGCGCUCCAGAAGAGGCAUAUUCCGCUUGCUCCUAGACCACAAAGCAUGGCUGCCCCUGCUUCCACGAGAGCAACGGCUCCAGUACCUACGUAUGAUAGUGACUCGGAUGCCUCAGUCAGUAGCUUCCAGCGUGAACGAGCCCAAAAGCGCGCUGCGCGAAACCAGGGUGGGCAGUACACAAUGCGCAGUUCCAUGAGAGGAUCAGGCCCCGCGCCGACCAUGCGAGCAAGUGCACCAGCUCCUAUUCGUUCCAUCUCGCCUCCCGCAUCUCCGCCGCCUACACUCCGCAGAUCGUUACGGCCAUCAUCGCCGACCAAUGGCACUGCGCCGUCUUCGAGAUUCAGUAUCAGAUCGUUGUCGCCUAUGGGGAGAUUUAGAAACAGCAAGGCUGAUGAUAUUAGACCAUCUUCACCCAUAAUCCCAAAGAAGAUAAGCGUUGAGAAGCAGCCCAAAACCAAAGCACCAGCUACGAUGCGCUCUAAGGCUAGCCGUUUCGCGGACUCCAGUGACGAAGACAAUGAUCGACCUCGCCGCUUCCAAAGCCGGUUUGCUGAUUCUGAUUCCGACGAUCCAGCUGACUACGAACUCCCAGCUGACUUGGCUCCGGUGCGCGGCAUCCCCAGAAAAGCCGGCACAGAAGAUGGUGAUUCGACAGAUUUGGAGGAGGAGGAAGCAGAAAAUGAACCAAUCCCGUCUGCCCAGAGCAAAGCAGCAGCAAAUGUAAUGACUACCAGCCCCACAAAUGGAAACCCAAACGGGCAAGGCACGGCUCUAUCUGCAGGCUCCCUGCGCGACAGCAAGUAUGCCCCUACGUCACCCGCAGCGGGAAUCGACAAUAAAGUGAAGGCGAAGCGCAGCUUCUUCGGCCUUGGGGGAAGAAAAAAGACUUCCGACUCUAUCGCAUCCGUCUCGCAGACACCCUCCGCACAAGUCGACAUCCCCAUGCCUCCUCAACAACGUAACCGUGACCUCGGCCUCCCGCUCACUCCAAUUGACGAGGACAAGGACAUCGGCGCAGUGCCCCUGGCAUCCCUACUCUCUACCUCGCCAAAUCAAAAACGAGCACCCAAACUCCAGCGCCACUCCACUCCCGAGUGGCCCUUGCAACAACUCCCUUCCGUUCCCCCAAUUUCUGAUGACGCCCGGCCGUUGAGUUCAGAUGGCAUCGCACCCCGACGACCUCGGUUUCAGAGUGGCAGGCGUUCGAGCCAGUUGAGCCAUGAUACGACGAACACGGCGCCCAUUGUGGAUGGGAAUGGACGGAGUGUGUCCUAUGGACGAAGUGGGAAGAAGAAGAAAUUUCAGGGGCUGAGGCGGGUUUUUGGAUUGACUGACUAGACUUGGUCGAUUCAUGACUGACGUGGGUUCUAGGUAUGUGCGUUGUGGCUUUGUAAGCAACGAACGGAAAGCGUCGUCAGAUUCUGCGCGCUCGAAUCAGUCACAGAUAUUUGUCAAUUCUUUUGUUUCGAGGACGUCAAUUAUCUUGAUGGGAUGCUAUCGUCCGAGCAAAUUUUCGGGAAGAGAUUCCCAUCAACCACCACUUUAGUGUGGCUCUUUACGUUGGACUCACCAACAUUCUCCUAUGUUAUUCUCAGCAGGUGGUGGUUUGUGGAUUUUCGCGCGACAAUGAUACCAUUGGAGAUAGGGACACGUGCGCAUCGACGCAGCGACUUUCGUUACUUGUUUGUACAUGCUUGGAUAGGUUGAUGCCAUGUGCAUGUACAUAGAUAAUUUUUAAUCAUCCCUGCCU